Molecule: messenger RNA, 3767 nt
Organism: Hyalella azteca
Lineage: Eukaryota; Metazoa; Arthropoda; Malacostraca; Amphipoda; Hyalellidae
Exons: 8
Coding region: 1-2967 (988 amino acids)
Source: RefSeq, a predicted model, not a curated record
AUGGAAAUAGUGCCACAAGUUUCUAUGGACAAUUUCAUGUACCUCAGCCCCAAGAUAAUGGGGCUUAUCCUGAACAAAGAGUGUCAUGACAAGGCAAGUAAUGAUACUUAUAGACAAUACCUGGAAAAACAGCGGAUAUGCAAAGGCGAAAACCCUUUCUCCAACACAGAAUGGAAAAAAACAUUUGGGUUCUCGUCAAAGGUUUUCGAAACUGUAACAAAUCCAGACAAAGAAGACGUCACAGCCAUCUUUUGUCUGCUUAGCUAUAUGAUCACAACAGUUCACAGAGAUGAUUCUAGGGAUUGUAAUGAACUACUGAUGAAGUUAAGAGAAGUCAAAGACUGGCGAAACAAAGCUUUUCACAACCUUCAGGCCGUUACAAGCAAGCAAAAUUUCGAAGGCCUACGGGCAGCGCUAGUGGAGCUAAUUGAUGAAGCCGGGAGUUUCUAUUCUCUUUCCCAUGUUGAGAUGGAUGGCAUUAAACAAGAGGUGAACAAUGACAUUGCCAAACUGGAGGCUCCGGAUACGGAGAGCAUUUAUUACUGGUGUUCGAGGCUAAUGGUAUGCGGGAAAGAGGCCGUAAGGCUUCUGUGGGAGGCCAGGCUAUCCAGCGAGAUGCUCACGCUUAACAACGACACAAUAAAGGUGAAGCGUCGGGACGUAUUCCACUCCCUCGACGUGAAGGUGAGAGCAGGCGCUGACGGAAAGGCUUUUUCUUACAUUAAAGUGUUCGAAGCUCAGGAAGAGAUUAUCGUAAUAACGGGCGUCGCUGGUGCUGGCAAAACAACUCUCGUUAAAAACAUCGUGCUGCAAUUUUUCCAGCCGCAGCAAGGUAGCGUAGAUUACUUGAGCUCCUUUGAUCAACUCAUCUUCUUUGAGUGCAGAGAUCGCACCACCGAAAAACUGAGUGACGUCAUUAAGCAGCAUUUCGGCGAUCUGUGUCAUGAACUAGGAGGUCAGGACAACGUUCUCGAUGCCCUUUUAAGCCUUCACGUUUUAUUUCUCAUUGACGGCUUUGACGAAGUCAACGACGUUUCCAUGAAAGUUGUGACUGAGAUUGUCAAAAUGACGUGGCGCCUUAACUGUCGUGUGUUGAUCACGACUCGUCCUCAUGCCGUGCAGGAAAAACUAUCGCCGCUCUUGUCCCGUAACGAUAUCAGUUCUACUCUGUAUGAGAUCAUGCCUAUCACGAAGCUUGCUGAUCAACUUGCAUUCUUGCGGCGGUAUGAAGCUUACCUGGGUGGCGGCUCUCCCGCUGGAGGGAUGACUAAGUGCUUCGAGUCGCUCAGUGAAGAUGUCAGAAGUCAAUUCUCGGAGCCCAUCAACUUGCUUCAUUACUGUGAAAUGUAUAAGCAUUUCCCUGAGGCGAUAGCAUCGUGGCAGACACCUGGGGACGUGGCACCUACUAAGCUGAUUCUGUAUAAGAAACUUGUCCGUACCAAACUAUCAGAUUCGCUUGAGGACAUAGACGUCCUGAUAAAAAAUAUGUUUGCUGCCGUUGGUGCGGAAGCGUUGGAUCUGCUUAGCGACGACGCUUUGAUUUUCUCCCAGGAAGAGCUGCUUGCAAUCAAGGAAAGAUGUAAGGUUACAAUGAGGGGCAAUGAAAAGUCUGACUCAGCCGCUGUACUCUCAGUGGUACUGAGGGAGCACCGGCCUCUGGCUGGACACGAGAGCGUAAGCUAUUCAUUCAAGCACAAGAGCGAGCAGGAGAUGUUUGCUGGUAAUUACAUCCUUCAGCGUAUCUUAGGAGGACGACCCGACUCCCUCAGCAGCAUCCUGGGAGUCCCGAAGGAGGGAUUGACACGCCUGCGUGAGGUGCUGCUGUACGUGCUGCAGGCAUUGAGUAGGGACAGCCCUCGUCAUUUCCAGCGGCGGUGGCCGGAACUGAAGGAAGCGCUGCGCCACGCAGGCGUCACCGCCGCGGAUGCUGUGAGGGACUGCGUCACGCGCUGCCCUGACCACGCUGGGACCGUGGCCGAGCUCGCCGCCCUGGUGAAGGACGGGGACUGGCACGUCUACAACGGUAGCCUGCGUGAGGUGCUGCUGUACGUGCUGCAGGCAUUGAGUAGGGACAGCCCUCGUCAUUUCCAGCGGCGGUGGCCGGAGCUGAAGGAAGCGCUGCGCCACGCAGGCGUCACCGCCGCGGAUGCUGUGAGGGACUGCGUCACGCGCUGCCCUGACCACGCUGGGACCGUGGCCGAGCUCGCGGCCCUGGUGGAGGACGGGGACUGGCACGUCUACAACGGUCACCAUGUAGAAGCAGUGACUGAAAUGCUGCACCAAACGAAACCACGGCAUCUGAUGGUAGUAAUUGACGUCUUCGCCCUGAGGGGGGUGCCUUGGAGGGAGCUCGUGACAGGGGCAGAGGGCGUGGAGAUCGCGCUUACUCUCCGUCCUGACGACUACGAGCCCCAUGACAAUUUUCUUCUGCCGCUGCAAAACAGCGGGGUGAAGCUGGUUCACUUCAGCGGGUGCGUGGGCACACAGGCCGGAGUGGUCGCCAUAGCGUCUGCGGCGCGUGAUGCUCGCCUCAGCAUCCGCAUGGCGGCGCUCCUGGACCUCGGCACCCUCAGGGGAAAAUACAGGGAGCUCUUCGUAUACACGCGCCCCCUACCACACCGUGGCCGCGCCUCCCUCGCUCGGCCGCUGCCCGUUUCUCCCCUGCCAUACCUAUACGUGGAGGGAGCAGAAGCGGGGUCUUGGAAGGCCGUGGCUUCCACUAUCACCGCCUUUGCCCCUUCUGGUAAGAGAUUCGGGAGGCUGAGGCUGCUGGACUGCAAGUUGCGUGCGGAAGAGCUGCCGCUACUGCUGCAAGAGGUGCAGGGAUGCGGUGUCAGGACAGCUGGCGGGGCCGUCGGAACGGGCGGUGGAAACGACACGCGCGCCGUGGCUGUCGGAAAGGAAGGGGUGGUUUGGCUCCACAUCACGGACAAGCUGCCCUCUGGGGGGACCAGCGGUGCCCAAUGAGGUUCAAUUGCAGAAGGCCUAACUGUAGGAGAGCACGCUGUAUGAGCCCUAUUCGCAAGAGAUCCAAUCACAGAACUGUACAUGCGCCGCCAAUUAAAUGAUGUAUUUUCAAUAUGAUCAAUUUGACUAUGUCCAUGUGUUCUAGUAUAUAGUAUAUUUGUGGCGGCGUUGAAUAAUUAGGCCAAGUUUGACAUGUCACCGAUUUUUGUAAUGUUCUUGACUUGUCUCCUGAAAAUUGCCCUCUUGGCCAGAUUUCUCCAUGACUAACGUGGAAGCUAACCCAGCAGGCAUUUCUUGAAUGAAUCAACGUUGAAACAACCACCAUUCGCGACGUUAGAAUUAAGUUGAAUACUAGUCCAGAACGAAAUUUGAAGCAAAAUCAUUCAUGCAAAGUUGUGUUGACUUUAGAUUUCAAGAUUGAAAUUAUGUCACUAGUAUUAUUAGUAGUAUGCAAACGUUAUUUCAACGUUGGAAUGAUCGAGUUGAAAACGCUUGAUAAAAGGUUGGUUUUGAAAAUUAGACAAAAAUGUUGAUAUCAUAUUCGUUUAUGACCAGAUAUAAUUAUACAAGACAGUCACAUUAUUUGGGCAUUGUAUUACAGUGAGUUACAUUUGAUGAAUAUACGUAUAUACUAUACUCUUUAAAACCAAUAUUUUCCCUCACAUUUAAUUCUCCGUUAAAAGCGCCCUCAACCUUAAUCGGGAUCGAACCCGGAACCUCCAGCUCGUGCGCGAAGCCUAAACCCUCUAAGACACGGUGAAGUCGAUAGUAUAACGAAUUAAAAAUUAUUGAACCUAACU